This is a messenger RNA of Macrosiphum euphorbiae (potato aphid), 1275 nucleotides long. The record is from the annotation of a GenBank genome assembly. NCBI's taxonomy places the organism in Eukaryota, Metazoa, Arthropoda, Insecta, Hemiptera, Aphididae.
AUGAACAGCACACCAGCAACAUUUCGGCUACUAUGGCCCAGGAUAUCGAAGAAUUCGGCGUCAACGGCCGUCUGUUACCGGCGACCGUUCGUCUCUUCGGCCACGGCAGUACACAACGGCAACCAACAAAAGCCCGACUGGAACCGCGCAGUGUCCGAAGCCGAGAAAAUCGUUGGCUACCCUACGUCGUUUCUUAGCCUCAGAUGGCUGCUGAGCGACGAGAUAGCAAAUGUUGCGUUACACCUGCGCAAGUUGGUCGGCUCCAAUCAUCCGCUGCUCAAAACCGCCAAAGGCCUGUUGUACAAUGGCAGGAAUAACAUGCAGGCUUGGGGUUUGAUUGUGUUGCUGAUUUCCAAAGCAGCUGGUCAUUUAAAUGUUGAUGAAAUGGAAGAAGACAAAGCUGCUGGUGUUUUACAUAGUCAAAGGGCAUUGGCCGAAGUUACCGAAAUGAUUCGUACCAGUCAUUUAGUACACAACGGUCUGGUUAACAUUUACCCAGGUUUAUAUCCAGAACCCGUUAUACUCAAUGACAUGGCUUUUGGAAAUAAAAUUGCUUUACUCAGUGGUGAUUAUUUACUGAGUAACUCAUGUGCAGAACUUGCUUCUCUCAGGAAUCAAGAUCUUGUUGAGUUAAUCAGUAGUGCUUUGCGUGAUCUUUCUGAAGCUGAAUUCGUCGGUAGAAGAGAUUCUCAAAAUAAUCCUCUUCCUUCACCAUUUGAACCACUUAAUCGACAUUUUAAUUCAAAUUUGCCUCUUAACCCUCUGGAACCAUCAGAUUCUUUAGGAAAUAUGCCAUUAACACCUGCUCUUCAAGACUGGACUAAACGUAAUGUUCUAUCAGCCGGCAGCUUAUUGGGCAAAUCAUGUCAAGGCACAUUAGCUUUAGCUGGACAUGGAGUAGAGUUACAAAAACAAGGAUUCUUAUUUGGUAAACAUCUUUCACUUGCUUGGCAGGCAUACCUAGAUUUAGAGCCGUUUAUGUCUGGUUCACCAUAUUCAUUGGGCAUCUCUUUCAAUUUAACUUCAGCGCCUGUUAUGUUUCACCUUGAACACGACCCAUCAUUAUUUGAAGAAAUCGACAAGGGUGUAAACUCCGUUCAAGAUGUUGAUUAUGCCAAAAUACACAGUAUUGUGAUGAAAGGACCUGGAAUAGAUUAUACCAAACAAUUGCAAAAAGAACAUUCUCGGAAAGCCAUGGAAGUCUUGGAAGUUUUUGAAGAGAGUGAUGCGAGAACAGCACUGUCUAACAUCAUUGUAGCAAUGGGAGGCGAAUGA